This is a messenger RNA of Danio rerio (zebrafish), 1909 nucleotides long. Lineage: Eukaryota; Metazoa; Chordata; Actinopteri; Cypriniformes; Danionidae. The record is from RefSeq and is a predicted model, not a curated record.
AAGGAAAUGGUAUAUUCCAAAUAAAAGACUUGACUUUUAGUUUGAAAGUUGACCGUCCAGCUUUUAUGUCGUAGCAGGUUACCUGCUCGCGGCGAGUUCGCAAUUGUUGCCUUUUUGCAGGCAGUGUUAGGUUAUUUGGCCUUCUUAAGUAACACAUUUUAAACUUUAGUUAAUUGCUACAACUGUGACUUCAAAUCCACAGUACUGCAGUUGGAAGUGCUGUUCACUGGUUUGGUGCUGGAAUUGUGAUUUUGCUGCGAGGAAUCUACAGUGUGACCUGCUGUCUUCAAUAAACCCCAACGCCAUGGAUCGUGCUUCGAGUGCAAGUCAGCUGAUUGCCAGCAAUGUCACAAAUAAAACGGACCCACGAUCCCUGAACUCAAGGGUCUUCAUUGGAAACCUAAACACUAUGCUGGUCACCAAGGCAGACGUUGAAGCCAUUUUUAGCAAAUAUGGCAAGAUUGUUGGCUGCUCUGUGCACAAGGGUUAUGCUUUUGUUCAGUUUGCCCAAGAAAGAAAUGCUAGGACUGCUGUACAAGGAGAGGAUGGACGGAUGGUUGUCGGACAGGUGCUUGAUGUUAACUUGGCAGGAGAGCCCAAACCUCACAGGUCAAAAACUACAAAGCGAUCAGCUGGGGACAUGUACAGCAGUAGCUCGUCUUUCGAGCUUGAUUAUGAUUUCCAGAGAGAUUACUAUGACAGAAUGUAUUCAUACCCUUCCCGUGUGCCUGCACCUCCCCCUCUCUCACGAGCCGUGAUCCCAUCCAAGCGUCCACGAGUCAGCACGAGCGGAGCAACCAGUCGUCGCACCAAGUCCAGCUUCGCAACUUCAUCCAAGAGCAGCCAACGGACAUCCUCUCGAACCCUAAAAGCAGAUGAUCUUCAGACUAUUAAGAGAGAGCUUUCUCAAAUCAAGCACAAGGUUGACUUUCUUCUGGAGAGUCUGGACAGGAUGGAAAAGGAUCACGGCAAGAAAUCUGAGGGGAAGAGUGUGAAGGCAGAAGUUGGUGAGGUUUCUCCCCUCCAGCAUUCCAGCAAGAAAGAGAGAGAGAGGGAAGAGCAAGAGAUAAACGAUUCAGAGGAGGAGAGAGAUCUGCUGGGGGAGGAAGAAGAAGAAGAAGAAGAGGAAGAGGUGUGUGUGGUGGUUGCUGGAGGAAGACACCCAAAGCCGUGUGAUAUUCUGAUGUUGCUGAGGCUGACAAGUGUCUUUGUUCUUCUCAGGUUAAAAGCCAGGGUGGAGAGAAUGAGAAUGAGGAAGAGGAAGGAGAAGAGGAAGAGGGUGAGCAUGAAGAAGGGGAAGAUGAUGGCGAUAGCAUUAAUGGUGACGACUCGUAAUUUUAAACGCUCUGGAUACCAGACUUCCACUCAGAUUUCAGCCCUUUCAGUUCUUUUGAAAAGGUUGAAGCAAGUCUUUAAAAGAUCCAUCUAUGAUGAUGUAGAUGUCUGUGCUCUUAUCUUAGCUGACACUGCGAUCACGUCAGUUUGAGUGAUGUCAGUUUAUUUUUAAUGUUAGCAUGACAUCUUUCAGGCUCUUGAAGUAUCCCUCAACCUUGAAGAAGAUAAACGUCUGUUUUCAACACAAACUAUUACAUUCUCCACUUAAUCUUAAUCAUUGAGACGUGAACCAGAGAUGUUUUUAUUUAUCACUAGCAGAAUAUGUCUAUAAUGCUUUCUCUGUGUGGAUCUGGCUUCUUCCUUGUUUGCCCUUUUGUCUCUGGUGAGUUUUUUUUUUUCUUUCUGUGAGCAAAGUUAAAAUUUGUAUUUUAAAAAGGGGGAAACUUUACAGUGACUCCUUUACAGAGUCACCGAAGCUUCCAGUGAGCAUCUAUGUUUGUAUUUACCUGUCUUUUUAUAUUGCCCUGUUUCAGAAUAAUUCUACAGGAUCAUUUCAAUAAAAUAUUAAAUUAAA